Colletotrichum karsti is the source of this 999-nucleotide messenger RNA. RefSeq names its product short-chain dehydrogenase. NCBI's taxonomy places the organism in Eukaryota, Fungi, Ascomycota, Sordariomycetes, Glomerellales, Glomerellaceae. The transcript has a single exon. The record is from RefSeq and is a predicted model, not a curated record. The coding region runs from base 1 to 999 and encodes 332 amino acids.
AUGUCGCGUUACGCUGACGUCCACGCUAAGCCUAACGGCCCUGGCGAUGAACGUCCGACGGCCCUACAAAUCAUUGAGGAUAACGGUGCUCAAGGCACACUCAAGGGAGAGGUGAUUGUUAUCACCGGCACGUCGUCCGGCAUCGGCAUCGAAACCGCUCGCGCCCUGGCCACCACGGGCGCCACCCUCUUCCUCACGGCCCGCGACGUCGCCAAGGCCGAGUCCGCCCUAUCGGGUAUCCUGGACCCGGCGCGGAUGGAGAUUAUCGAUAUGGACCAGGCGAAGCUGUCGUCCGUCCGGUCCGCCGCCGCCGCCAUCCUCGCCAGGACCUCCAAGAUCCACCUCCUCGUGAACAACGCCGGCAUCAUGGCGAUCCCGGACCUCCGCCACACGGCCGAGGGCCACGAACUGCAGUUCGGCACGAACCACCUCUCGCACUUCCUCUUCUACAAGCUGCUGGAACCCGCGCUGCUGGCGGCCGCGUCCGCCGCACGGCCGUCCCGCGUCGUAUCUCUCGCGUCCUCGGCCCAUAACGUCCACGGCCUCAACGACUCCGCCAACUACGACUUCCGACGCGGUGGCUACGAUGCCGGUGUGGCCUACGGCCAGUCCAAGACGGCCAAUAUCUACAUGGCCAACGAGAUCGAGCGUCGCUACGGCGCGCGCCACCUCCAUGCCACGAGCGUCCAUCCCGGCCUCGUCUCGACCGGGCUAACUAGGCAUAUGCCUCCUGACGCCUUCAAGGGAAUGGAGCACUUAUACCCCACGAUGAAGAGUGUUGAGCAGGGUGCCGCGACCUCGGUGUGGGCGGCUGUCGGCAAGGAGUGGGAACGUACCGGCGGCAAGUACCUCGUAAACUGCGCCGUGGCCGAGCCGUACGUCGAAGGAGAUGACAAGUUUACGGCGCCGGGCUAUUCCCCAUUCGCUUAUGACAUCGAGCAAGCGAAGAGGCUGUGGACCGACUCGCUCAAGAUUGUCGGAUUGCCGGACGAGGAGUAG